Acanthoscelides obtectus is the source of this 1620-nucleotide messenger RNA. The record is from the annotation of a GenBank genome assembly. Lineage: Eukaryota; Metazoa; Arthropoda; Insecta; Coleoptera; Chrysomelidae.
AUGGCCGACCAACAUGAUACUGUAGAUGACGGUCAAUUGCUUAAAAUUUUAAUCAAAAAAAGAGGAUCAGUAAAAUUUAGAUUAACUCAUCUAGUAAAACAGCUAGAUGCAGUUGAAAAGGAUAUUUCAAGUAUUGAAGAAUUGCAAUUUGUAGAAUGGAAACAAAAGGCCGAUCGUAUGCCUCUUUUGUGGGAUGAGUUCGCGGGGAUACAAUGUCAAAUUGAAUCGCUAUCAGACGAACCUGAUCAGUUUCAAGAAAGGGUUGAUUUCGAAAACAAAUACGAUAGGUGUUUGGCCAGGUUGAAACAGUUGUUGAAAAAAUCGUCAGAAGUAGAGAGCAUAAAAAGCGUCAAAUCUUGCGGUUCGAAUCAAACCAGUGCCAGCGUUAACGAAAGUAUAAAGUCUGAUGGCGGCUCAAAUAAAAGCGAAGUAAGUGCCCGAUCGCGAAUUACACACCAAAAUGUUAAUGAAAAUUUAAACGUGCGUCUUCCCACUAUCGACCUGCCAAAAUUUGAUGGGCGAUCAGACAAAUGGUUGGAGUUUAGAGAUACUUUCGAAUCUCUGAUCCAUCUCAAUGAUCACAUCACUGAUAUACAAAAAUUUCACUACCUGCGUGCAUCCUUAGUCGGUGAUGCCGCAAAUAUUUUAGUAUCCUUAGAGUUUUCAAGUUAUAAUUAUCAGAAUGCGUAUAAGGCUCUCAAGGAGAGGUAUAAUAAUGAAAAGGUGCUGGUGCAUCAGCACAUACAAGGCAUUUUCAAUAUAGAAAAAAUCAUGAGGGAAUCGGCAUCUGAGCUGAGGAAAAUAAUAGAUACAUUGUCUAAACACCUCAGAUCCAUUGUACAGUUAGGCCAACCAAUUGAUAAUUGGGAUGCGUUAAUUAUUUUCAUUGUAACUUCAAAACUGCCAAAAGUAACUAAUCAGGAUUGGGAAAAACAAAACAAAAAAUUCAGGGGACCUACUAUUGAAAAGUUUAGAGAAUUUUUAAUUGAUCGUGCUGACUUUCUUCAAACGAUUGAAUCGAAGAAUCAAGAAAAAGCAGCUGAGAAAUUUGAGAGUAAACAUAACAGAAUAGGACAAACAAGAGGUUUGUUAUCUGCAAAUGCAUCCUGUGUUGUGUGCAAAAAAAAUCAUUGGAUUUCAGGUUGCGGCAUUUUUAAUAAAUUAAGUGUCAACGAAAGAAUUGACAAGGCAAAACAACUACGUUUGUGUUUGAAUUGUUUGAAACCCGGACAUUUUAGUACCGUCUGCAGAGCAAACACUUGUAAAAGAUGCAAUUAUAAACAUCAUGUGCUAUUGCACAAAGAAACGUCGAGAAGCAAUUUGGCAACAGAGCUAGAAUCUGCUCAUUCCGCAAACGACGCUGGGGAAGCGCCGCGAAAUUCAAACGAUACGUUCGAACAGCCGUCAAAUUCAAACGGUGGGGAGCGCGCGGAAACGGCAUCAGUCGCGAUAUCAGUGUUCGGUUCCAAUAACUUCGUGUUGUUGUCCACCGCAUCUGUUAUAGUCCGGGAAAAACAUGGAAAAAGCGCAAUUGUCAGAGCGGUUCUUGAUUCGGGCAGUCAGUCAAGCUAUUUAACCUCGGAUGUAUGUGAUCAGUUGGGAAUUAAAAGGAAACAAUAG